UAGGGGAGGAGGCUCUACCUUCUAACGCCAAAAAAAAAAAACCUUACGCAACCUUUGGAACUAACGCUACUCCCUUAAGGCAGAGAGAAUUGGGAAAGAGAGGGUCGCGGUCGCACCAACUAGCAACCAGUCAGCCAGCAACCGCAACCACAGAAAUCUCCAAGUGCCUGUCUUUUCAAUCGCGACCGACAGGCCGUGCAGCGCGACGGAGCCGCCAAUUUCUUAGCAAACCCAUCACCAUCCAAAAAAACCACCCGCAGUACACUAUACCACCACCGCAAUCGCCGAGGAAAGGACAGCAGUAGUAACAAAAAAAAUUAAAUACAACACACGUCGACUGGAAUAUUAAAAAAGCACAAUGGCCUCUCCGGCCAUAGCACUUCCAAACGGCGUACCUCCGCCCGUGCAGCUCAAUAAUAAUAAUAACAACGCCAAUGCCGCUGCAAAUACCAAUACUCAUACCAAUGCCAGCAUCGCCAGUACGAAUAAUAACAACACGAAUACCGGCAUCAAUCCCUCCUCCAAUAGUCCUAACAAUCAUAUCAACAAUACCAUCACGACUCACGACUCCGACUCCGACAUAAAUACCGCGCAGUCCGUCUCUGGCACUUCCAUCAAGCGCAAACGCGAGUCCACAGAUUCUAGCGACAAGCAACUGAAUGGUAUCAGCAUUAAUCGCAUCACUCCUCCUACGACCAACAAUACCCCUUUCCCAUCCACUAAGGUCGACCAACCCACGAUACGUAACUAUUAUGAAGUUCUCCAGAGAUUUGACUCGACCCCUUCGGUCCUCAAACGUCCUAUGCUCGAAUCCGACGGUGACCUAAACGAACCUCAAGCGAAACGAAAGAAGCCUGAUGAUGGCCCAUCGCUAUUUUCUAUUGCCGACAAGGUUGCCCAGGAGCGGUAUGAAGACCUUGAAAGCAUCAUUGGCGACAUCAAAACCUCCAUUACCGACCACCUAGCGGAGCUGCGAGAUACACAACCCGGACAAGAUACCAGGGCGAACGAUGAAGCUAUUGCUAAGAUCAUCGAUUUCAAGAAGAAGGCCUACAACCUAUUCAGGCGAGAGAUGGCGUAUCCUAACAACAAAUCCGUUCCUGAGGCACUGCGUCAACUCGAUUCCAUUAGCGACUUACAGUCUAAUGCUAGUGGGAAUAUGGUACUUACUGUUAUGAGCGAGGCUAUGAGAGGGAAGGCCAUGUAUUCGAGUCUACAACGGACUAUCCCAGGUCCUGGUAGCACAGAAAUGGCUAUCCGACCCCUGAGAGAGAGCGGCUUACCUCCUGGUGUGAAGACGGCCAGGGCGAUACCGUAUUCUUUCCCCUCUGCUGUAGAGAAGGACAAAAAGGCCAAGACACUUGGAGAACUCUUCCCAGCUCCGCGCGGCCUCCCGUCGCUCCAGCCGCCCAAAGCGCCGAAGAGCGUUACUAAAGGCACCCAGGUUACCUGGCACCGUCCCGAAUUGACCGAGAAGUCGAAGUACCGCGCUGGGUCGUAUUUCAGCCAGAAUAUAUCUACUGGUCGAUGGUUGGAUUAUAGCAACGCGGCUCCUCCGUCGCAGAUAAUGACCAAGCAACGCGAACGAGCUCUAAGCCUUGCUGGAAACAAACCCUCGUCAUCUGACCUGGAGAUGUCGGAAAUGGAGGCGCUUUUCCGUGGCGCAUUCUCGAGUUUCGCCCCCUCUAAAGACGACUCGGCCGCUAUGAUUUCGUCGGGCUUGAUUAGCCACACCAUGUGGUGGCAGAACGUGGGAAGUCGUAGCCUUGAUCGUCUGAUGGAAACUGAGGCACCAAAAGAGGAUGCUCCUGCAGAUACUGACAUGGCUGACGCGGCCGUAGUCGAAGAGGUUGACGAGGACUUAAUCAAAGAUGCCUUAGACAAUUGGGAUGAGAGUAUGGUAGAUCCUAGUCUUGAGCAGGUCUGCUGUCCAAAGAAAUCCGACGAGCAGAAGGAUACCGAUGAUAUUCUUCAAGAUGUAUCCGAUAUGAUCCAAACGUUAAUAUCGUACCAGAAGAACCGCAAUUUGACGCUUCCGACCGCGUCUAGUCAGAAUCGAUUCGCGGCGGACCCGGCUCAUAGCGAUAUGCUUACGAAUGGAACACCGGUGCAACCAAGUGAAGAGGAGACGGCCACUUACCAGGCUCUUAAAGCACAGUUGGCUCUAGUUGUCAAGAUGUUGCCACCUUACGUGGUCGCACGUCUAAAUUCGGACAAGUUGGACGAGCUUAACAUAUCAACAAAGAUCGAGGUCCGAACUGAUGAGUAUCAAGGUUUAAUGGAGGAGGAUGAAGCUGCUGUCCGCGCUAAAGCCGUGCAAGCCGCCACAACGACUCCUCGCCCAGUUACGCAUCGAGCAUCAAAUUCCUCGAACAAUUUGCAGUACGGCCAACAACAAUUCCAAGCCACUAACCGCGCUCCGAUGCCCCAAGCACCGUACUAUGGCGCUCAAACGCCAAUAAGACCCCCUCAACCCGCGAUACAAAGGCCCCCGCAUACAAUGCCUGCAGCGUAUCCUCAACGUCCCCCGUCUAACAAUAGCUACCAACCCCAUAACAAUUUUCAGAAUACGGGUUACCCUCAGCAAUUCCCUCCCCACCAACAACCAUACUCACAGCCUUAUGGAGGCACGCCGACACCCGCUCGAACACCAUUCCAACCGAUGCCAGGCUAUCCUAAUAUGAAUAAUCAGACGCCUCAGCCGCGCUUCCAGGCGUACCCACCGAAGACGCAACCGCCCAAUUACCACCACCCUCAACCUUACCAACCUCAAAUACAGCCGCAGCAUCAGCAUGGAGGUACGCCGUCGCAUCCCCCGUACGCACAAUAUCCAAAUGGUGCCGGAGCUAUGCCCCAGAGGACAGCUUCCCCGCAUGUUGCUCAUCAGCCACGUCAACACCAGCCCAUGCCUCAACAUCAAGGGUACAAUCCGACGGGGCCACCUCCGAGACAGCCGUCUUACGGCAAUCAACCGAAUAUGGGUCAUGAUCCGUCGAGACGUUUCUAUCCGCCUGCUGGUUCACCUGGAAUACCCAAUAGCCAACCACACCAGCAUGCUCAACAGGGUCAAAAUCCUCAAACACCGGGUACCUCUUCGUUUCAUACGUCUCUAAACCCGCAUCAAGUCCAACAAGCAAUGGACCAAGCCAAGGCUCGCUUUGAUGCAACUAAGAGCGCCCAGAGAACCAAUGAGGGCAUCCGAAACUCGAUGUCCGGCCAAGGGCAAGGGUCAGUCGGCGCACCAGUCGGUUUAAGUGGUAUUGGUUUGGGAGGAGACCCUGCAAGAUUAGCAGCGGCGCGAACGGCAGGCAUGCCUAACUAUUCAACAUCAAGUCAAAGCCCAAAGCCCCAGCUCAACUCGCCUAGAGUGACGACAGCCCCGCCUGUAACCAAUGGAAGUCCUGCGGUCGCGCCUCCAGCUCCGACGGCAAAUGGUGGUCAACCCAGUUCCGGUAGGGAAGCUUAGAACCCUUCUCUACCGCUCACUAGACAUCGCGACACUCCCUAUGUCCAGAUUGAUCGGCCCGUUAGGAUCGCGACUGGCGUGUAUAGGUUCCCAAGCCAGCUAGGAGCUGGAUAUACGGGGCAAUCGGAACAGCAGGGACAGCCAGGACAAGCUGAGCAAGUAGGAGAGGUGAACCAAUCUCGGCAAACAAUGCCGACGGUCGGCCUAGGAAAUAGGC
Messenger RNA from Hypoxylon trugodes, 3683 nucleotides. RefSeq lists its product as uncharacterized. The transcript is spliced from 2 exons. NCBI's taxonomy places the organism in Eukaryota, Fungi, Ascomycota, Sordariomycetes, Xylariales, Hypoxylaceae. The record is from RefSeq and is a predicted model, not a curated record. Bases 359 to 3466 code for a protein of 1035 amino acids.